This is a messenger RNA of Mizuhopecten yessoensis (Yesso scallop), 1829 nucleotides long. Its product is annotated as liver carboxylesterase 1-like. The record is from RefSeq and is a predicted model, not a curated record. Bases 95 to 1822 code for a protein of 575 amino acids. Gene Ontology annotation, biological process: chemical synaptic transmission; synaptic vesicle endocytosis; presynaptic membrane assembly. NCBI's taxonomy places the organism in Eukaryota, Metazoa, Mollusca, Bivalvia, Pectinida, Pectinidae. The transcript is spliced from 3 exons. Gene Ontology annotation, cellular component: cell surface; synapse. Gene Ontology annotation, molecular function: signaling receptor activity; neurexin family protein binding.
UCCAUCAACAACAGAUAAUCUGUUAGGCCAUAUAUGAACUUCUCUGCUACUCGCUAUCACCGCACAGACAUUGUCCAGUGGACAAUAAGUAAAAAUGGCCACCAUCCUUUCCCACAUGUUGUUGAUGACGAUUCCUGUUAUAGUGAUCGGUCAAAACAAUCCGACCGUUCGUACAAGAAUGGGAGAAGUGCGAGGGAUACUGGAAAACAAUGUGAAUCAAUUUCGAAAUAUACCGUAUGCUAAACCUCCGGUUGGACCAUUGAGAUUUGCCAAAUCAGUUCCAUCUGAUCCUUGGACAACGGUCAGGGAUGGCACUCAAUUCGGACCUUCUUGUCUGCAACCACCAUAUCCCGAGACCGAUAAAUUCUUGCCAAACCUGAAUAAAUCUGAAGACUGUUUGUAUCUCAAUGUGUACGUUCCAGGAAGUGUUGUAGCUGGGUCUAACAAGCCAGUGAUGGUGUGGAUACACGGCGGGGCUUUCCUUGUGGGACAGGCCAUGCUUUAUGACGCGUCCUUCUUAGCAAAAACAGGGGAUGUGAUCGUUGUAACAGUUAAUUACCGUCUAGGUGUAUUUGGGUUUUUAAGCACAAUGGAUUCAAUUUUACCUGGGAAUUACGGUCUUUGGGAUCAACGCCUUGCUUUGCAGUGGGUUAAAACUAACAUAGCGGAGUUCGGAGGGAAUCCAAGUUCCGUGACUCUAUUUGGAGAAUCUGCCGGAUCUAUAAGCGUUUCCUUGCAAUCUAUCAAUCCUAUGAAUAGAGGACUAUUCCAAAGAGUGAUUGCUGAGAGUGGUGUGUCUCUAUCGAACAUCGCCGUCUGGGAUAAUUCUUCAUCAUUUGCACGCGAUGUUGGGGUCAGUCUAAACUGCUCAUCGACCACCGGUAAACUUGAUGAUGCGUACGUACGAUGUAUGCGUUCCAUUCCUGCUGCUAAGCUUUUAAACACCCAAAAUGUUGCACUAUUUAUGCAGUCUGAUAAUUUUGGGCCCGUUCUCCACCCUAUAAUAGGACCAGUGAUUGAUCACACUCUCAUUACUGACAGCCCAUAUAAGUUGCUUAGCAACACUUCGUCGCCUUCUUUUCAGUUCUUUCGGUCGUUAGACUACAUGGCAGGGAAUGUAAACCAGGAAGGUUCGCUUUUUCUCGAAAGGCUAGCUAAAAUUGGUAAAUCUAAGAACUUCGACUUUAAGACAGGUGUUCCAACAAGCGUUUUCUGUAACUACCUGGUGCCCAUAUUUACUGCUACAUUUGAGGCAGUGUCGAGCCGUACAAUAUCCCCAGCUAGCGCCUGUUCAACAUACGGUAGGUCCGAUGUAGCUGCGCAAGCCAGCAGUGUACUGGAUUGUUUUGCCGAUGUCAACUUCGUAGUUCCAGCCAUAGAAUCUCUGGGUAUACACUCAGCGGGAAACAUCCUUACCUCCACCUAUCAGUAUAUGUUCAAUAGACCAAGCAUCGACACGCCUUCCUUACAAUCUCUUCCUCAUUGGUUUGUCGGAGCGCCGCACGCUUCAGAAGUGUUUUUCUUGUUUGGCGCACAGGAGUUGAAGAGUAAAUUCAACAUCACUGUUUCCGCAGCAGACAUGGCCCUAUCACAGCGGAUGAUGACACACUGGACCAACUUUGCGAAAAUUGGGAAUCCGAACAUGAACAACAACCCGAUGUGGAUUCCGUAUGACAUCAGUCAGAGAUUCUAUAUGGAUUUCAACUCGAACGUGACGUUAAAAUCACACCUGUAUAAGGCCCGCGUGUCACUGUGGCUUGGCGACCAGUCUGAUCUAUUGUCGGCCUUACAGUCCGUUAUCGUAGGGAGGGGAACGGAAUAGGCGUCGC